GCAGGGCUCCGGCCCCCAGCGCCGGGCCGGCCGGGGGACUCUUGGGACAUGGGGGCGCCUGCCGCGUGAGCGCCCCGGCCGUGCCCCUCGCCCAUGGCUGAAGCCUGGAGGCUGGAGGAAGACGAGGAGGAGCUCGGCAGGAGGCACAGGAGGGGCAACCUGGGCUCGGCACCAGAUCGCUCUGAAAGACAUAAACCAGACUACCGCUCUUCAGGCCAAGGACCCCUGUCAUCUAUUAAGGCAGCAAUCAAGAGAACUUCUCGGACUGGUUCUGAGCAUCAGAGAGAGAGAAGACGUCCUGAGAUUACGAUAGUUGCUGCAGAACCCCUCAGGCCAUCUUCCUGGUUUCCAGGUGGAAGUCAUAUCACGCCACAGGGAUUAGGAUUCCCACCUACUACCUGCCAAGCCCAGUGGAGGACAAGUGAGCUUGUUCCAGCUGAGCUUCCACCAUCUUAUGAGCAAGUGAUAAAAGAAAUCAACCAAGUGCAAGUUCAUACUACAAAUAAUAAUAAUGCUGCUGCUUCUAGACCUACCACUACUUCUGCUACACAGACUGACUUUCCAGAGGAAAUAAUCAGUCAUUUGUCAAACAGUAAUGUUAAAAACAACCUGUUUACUAUCUGUGAAUCUGAAAGUGCUCCAGCAGUGCAAAGUCCUCUCAAGCCUCCCAGACCUUCCUCAUCUUUCUUGAAUAGUAGUCCUUCAGAAAAUGAGACUCCUCUAAUUGUCCUUGAAGCAUCUGAAGAACAGAAUUGCCAAAAAAAUCCAACUAUUGUGAUACGUCCAGUGCCAAAACCAAGAUCUAAAGGCAAUCUCAAACCUAUAGUCAAAGCUACUCAAGGUGAAGCACAAGACAAUCGGAAAGGAGAGAGCAAACCUACAGCUGAAAGGGAGGUCUCCCCAAAUCAGCAACUGUCUCUCUUGGAUGAUAGCUUGAACAAUCACGUGGUGGUGGACAGCAUGAAUGCAGAAAGAAACCAAAAUAGUAUUGUUUCAAGAAUCAAAGUUUUUGAAUCCCAAACAAAUACUGAUACCUCAGGAUUAUCCAAAAAGCCAGAAAUUGCCCCAAGGUGUUUUCCCCAGAGACCUACAGUAACUGCAAAGAAGCCAGUAGUGGCUCCAAAGCCAGGGGCAAACAGGGUUUCAGGAGAGUGGGAUUCAUGGACUGAAAGGAAACCAAAACCUGUCUCCAGGGAGCUGCACCCUCAGCCUCAAGAAAGUGGGAGCAGUGUCGUAACCAAACCUGAAUUGCCAAAGAAACCAAAGCCCAGCCUUGUAACGAGUACUAGUAAUGAUUUGCUUCAUGUAAGGACUGGGUCAGCUUCAGAGAAUGAUGGACAGAAGAAAUUCCCAGUUCCUGCUCCAAGGCCGCUUGUUCCUAAAAAGUCACUUUAUUUAGAAAAUCCUGACUCUUCUUCAGCCUUACUAAAACCAGUUUCUGCUGUUCCCAGACUCUCUGUACAUACCCAAGCAAAAGCCUUUCAGUCUGUGGGAGAGUUGUCUGCAACCAGUGUCCCAGCACCUACUUUGCAAAGUAAACCGGAUGAGGAAGGAGAUCUAAUUAGUUUUGAUGAUGAUGUUUUGCCUCCUAGUUCAGUUAGUGCAGGUAAAGAAUGUAUCAGUUCUGAAGCAGCUGCAGAUCCCUUUCAGUUGCCCUGCAAAAAUGAGCCUGCAAAGGAACAGACAGUGCAACCAGCCGUAGCCCGGAAGCCUACUGUUAUUCGAAUCCCAGCAAAACCAGGGAAAUCUUUAAAUGAAGUUCUUCACAUUCCCCCACCACUUCCUGCUGAAAAGCCUAUUGGGAAUACUUCUGAGAUUGCAGCCGGGAAACCCAAUAAUGUUGAGCAAACAAAAAAAGUGGAAUUUGAACAUUCAGAUUGUGGGGGAACUUCUCGGACAGCACCAGUGCUGCCCCCCAGGCCUGUAGAUGGAAAAAUCAUACCAGCUCGACCUCCUCCACCUAAAGGUAUUCCUGGAAGGCCACUUCCUCCAAAACUCUCUGGGACAAAGACCCCCUCUUCACAAAACGACCCUUUUUGCCGAUCCUCAUCUGACAUGAUACACCCUAAAAAACCAGGAAAAUUUGGAUUGGGAAUUAAAAGGUCAAAGAGUCAAGUCUUAAAAAGUCAAGAUCCAGUAUUACCUCCUCGACCUAAACCUGGACAUCCUCUCUACAAUAAAUACAUGAAGCUGGCUGUGCCUCGUGCAAUUGCCAAGGAGGAUUUCAUUCCCAGAAACCCUGGAGAACUCUCCUCUAAGGGUUCAAACAGUAGUCUGACAGUUUGUGACACGAAUACUCCUCAUGCCAUAGUGCUCCAUGAUUUCCCUGCAGAGCAUGCUGACGAUUUGGACCUUCAUUCUGGAGACAGCAUUUUUCUUCUGGAGAGAAUUGAUAAGGAGUGGUACAGAGGGAAAUGUGGGAAUCGCACAGGGAUAUUUCCUGCCAGCUUUGUUAAAGUGAUUGUGGAUGUUCCAGAGGAAGCCAACAAGAGAAAAAUCUCAUUUUCAUCAGUCUGUAUUAAGGGGCCAAGGUGUAUUGCACGAUUUGAAUAUAUUGGAGAUCAGAAAGAUGAGCUAAGUUUUGUGGAAGGUGAAAUAAUAAUUCUUAAAGAAUAUGUAAAUGAAGAAUGGGCCAAAGGAGAGCUGAAAGGUGCAUCUGGAAUCUUCCCUUUGAAUUUUGUGGAAAUUAUUGAAGACCUGCCUGGAUUAGGUACAAGUAUAUCAGCAGUCUGUGUGGGAGGACCAGUGAAGAGGGAGAAUUCUGCUUCUCUUUCUCAGAAUAACAGACGAUCUGGAGAGUGGUGUGAAGCACUUCAUGACUUCACAGCAGAAACUGAUGAGGACCUACCCUUUAAAAAGGGAGAUUGUAUCCGGAUAACAGAGCGCCUAGAUUCUCAGUGGUACAGAGGGAGACUCAAUGAAAGGGAAGGGAUUUUCCCAGCAGUUUUUGUUCAGAACUGUUCAGGAGGAGUAAAGUCAUCACAGUCUGUAGGAUGGAAGAAAGGAAAAGCUAAAGCUUUGUAUGACUUUCAUGGAGAAAAUGAGGAUGAGCUUUCCUUUAAGGCAGGUGAUGUGAUAACAGAGCUGGAACCUGUAGAUGAAGACUGGAUGAGUGGAGAAAUAAAAGGAAAACGUGGAAUAUUUCCCAAGAAUUUUGUGCAAGUUCUGUAAAGUCAUGAGGCUGGAACCCAGCUUGCUUCUGUAUGUAGAGGCAGCAGAUGUUCAUCUAGCUAGCACAAAGGCACAUGAUACUUCAGAGUUAACACCACUGAAGUUAUCUGAUUUAAUACUGUGACUAUCAAAUAUUGUUUUGCACUAUCUUUCUAGAAAGAGAAAUAUACAGUGUCACAUUAUAGAUCAGAGUUUCCUGAAAGCAAAAGUAUUAGGAAAGACUAACAGUUUACCAUCAUGACAGUUUACUUAAUUGUACUUGGCAAAUGCUCCAAGAGAAUGGAUAAAGCAGUUUGCCUCAGCUAGGGCACUAAUAUGGUACAGUAACUGGUAGUUGCCUGAAUUGGUAUUAAUUUGUCAUGCAUAUAAACUGCAUAAAUUAAUCUUAUUUUAUAAUCUGUAUAAAUUAGGCAUUUUAUUAAAGAUAUGUUCUUGCAGAUUUAACUAUUAUUACACAUUCAGUAUGUAUAACAAUCUUAAUAUUAAGAUUUCACUUACAGCUUGAAUUCAUAUCCUCUGCAGCAGCAGCAGUGGAAACCACUUGUUUUUACAAUUGAGAGGGUAGAAAAGAUACUGUUAUUAUCCCAUAGCAAAGAAGUAUCAAAGACUUAUUUAUCCUAUAUGCUGUCUGUAGAGAGGUUGCCUUUCUGUGUAUAGGAUGUUCUGUUCUUAAACCCAACCCCUAAAUAAGCAGAAGCGGUAAGAGAUCAAGAAAUUUUUGGUUAUUUAUUAGUUCCUUUCUUCUUGAAACUAGGGACUUAAACAUUCAGUUUUUAUUUUUUUUUGGGGGGGGGGGAGGGUUAAUAAAACUAGUACAAGUCUCUCAUUUUAUUCACAGAAAGUUUGAAGAUUGUUCUUUCUUACUCGCUCCCAAUUCUUCCAUGUAUUGUUCACUUUGUCCAAUUUAUGCUCCAUUUUCAGCUUCUCAAGUAGAAAUACAAACAUGAUACCAACUAUAUUUCAGCUGAACAUUCAAACUCUGCACUGCUUGAAAUUGGCAAAUAAAUCCACCCAUUCCUACUGAACCACCAAAACAGAUCUCUGAGCUAAAUUGCAAGAAAGCUGAAAAACAUCAAGCUGCCAUUCUUUUUUACUUGUAUAUGCUUCAUUUUAAUAGGAGUACUACACAGCCCUUUAAUUGAGGGAGAAUAACUUAUUGAUAUAACCACUACAAGUUCUCUUUAAAUCAUCUAAGUAAGGUAUAAGGUAGAGUAUAUUGUACAUCUCCAUUAUAAAUUAUCUGUCAAGACUUACAGAAAGUAGACGAUACCAAGAGAAAUUAAUCCAACAGGCUGAAGAAAGAUAACUUACUAAUAGGAAGAGUGCUAAUUGUAGCAGUCGAAUUACAUUAGCUAAAAUCAGGCAAGAUUACACAUAGGUACAGGCAACUUUUCCAUUCAAAGAACCAUCUAGAGAUGUAAACUCUUUCUAGAACAUUUCACUUUGGUUAGUUCUGGGUUAAUACAAAACAAGUCUUCAAGCAAAUUGUUUUACAUGCUUCCUGUUUUGAACUGUUGUUUACUGUAAGAAAAAAAAUCUUUUAAUCUUAAUUAUGCUGCAGUCCAAUCUGUACCAUGUUCAGUAGCACCCUGGUUCCACAAGAGGAAUUAUCCCUCCUUUGUACAAUAUAAAGAACAAGGAAACAAGGGAAAUUGAGUUAGUCCAUCAAGGCAUACAAAUUAAUAGGUCAUACCUCUAAUCAGGUUACUAAUAAAGAAAAUAAUCUUUUCAGUAUGUUUCUCAGGUAAUAAAGAAAAGCACAGGUUGAGACAGGAAGCAGAUAGGCAAGGGAUUCAGCACUGAUGGUUGGAGAAUUCAGAGGACUUUCACUAUGAGUUUUAGAUCUUAAUUUUUUUUUGAAGUCUGAAUUAUCACCCUGGUGACACGCUCACUUCUCAAGUUGCUUUGGCGUAGCCAUAAAGGAGUGCUGAGAUACUAUAACAAUGGACAUGAUCUGCAAAUCACAGUUGAAUCUAAUAGAAUGAAGCACUGAAAAUACUUGCCUGUAAGAUCUCUAGGUGUUUUGUGAAAAAAGAACUAUACGACAAUGACCAGCAUUGCCCAUCUUAUAAAUUCAAGAAGUUGAAUUCACAGUGGAUCAGUAGAUGAGCUGAGAAUUGAGUCUAGAUCUUUUGUCUCUGUCCUCUGCUUAUAUAUAGAUUAUGUUAAAAUGAAAGACAUUUAACAACCCAAGAAGGUCAGUCAUAUAUCAUCUCAGACAAGAGAGACAGACGUGAACAACACGCAUAAGCUAAGGAAUUGGUACACUGAUAACCCAGCUCAGAACUUUGUUGUAUUAAUUGCAUAUGUAACUACCAUCUUUAUGUACACUUACUUAGAUGUAAAAAUGACCAUUUCCAUGCCCAGUUGUGGUUAUUUGUACCUAAAGCCUUGAAUGGGAUGUCUUAAGUUAAAUUUGCCAAGAGCAUAUCAUGGAGUGAAUCAGGCAGUCCCCUUAAAAGGAGAGAACAUGGUUUUAAAUCUGACAGCACAGAAUUAUAAAAUGUAAUUCCUUUUAAAAAUUAGCGACCAUUAUAUUAAACUGGAACACAUUCUUUCCUUAAAGGGUCAUCUCAUCUUCGGGGGGGGGGGGGGCGGAAGCAAUGACAAAAAGUUGUCUUCAUUACAGUGCAGCUCCUGCAUCAAAGGUUUAAGCAAAACGAACACCUUUCACUGUGGCCUUUUGUGCCAACUGCAAUUAAGAAGCCUCCUAUAAAAGUGACAAAUUAUAGAAAUUAACUUGGUACAAAGAUACAAUUUAAUUCUUCCAAAACAGUGGCUGAAUCAUUGUGGCAGCAGAUGGAUUUCAGGUGUGCAAUGUUUACUUAUUUAUUGACUGCCGCUUUUCUAAAGUUUUGAUACAAAGAUUUUAAGCAAAUACUGACUUUAUAAUUACACAUAAGAGGAGGACAGGGGAGGUGUUUUUCCUAUUUUGGCUUUGUUGUUAAUGAUUAAUACGUUUUUUCCUACCAUUUUCUAAUUAGAUUUAAAUAUAACAUCUCUUACAUUUCAUAUGUAUGUCUAAGCAAGCCUGAUAGUUUAUUUUGUAACUUUUAAUAGAAAAUGCGGAAAUUUAUAGCAAGCUUCAUAUAACACCGUGAAUAUCUAAGUUGUGAAAAGAUGAUAAAAAUUGCUGGAAGCUGCAAAUUCAGAACAACAGCACCAUCUAAGGGCUCUUUACAUUAUUGUAGCUUUGUAGAUUGGUCUUAAAACUUGAAGAAAUUCCUUUAUCUUUGCUGUUUAAAUAAAUAUAUACUGAUCUGUUUUGCAAAAAACAUUCUACUUUACGUUGUUAGACUUAACCUCUGUGACCACAGAACUUUGUACAGAGAAUAAUCUGAAAUGCCUAUUGAAUGCAAGAUAUGAUUCAAUGAAAUACAGGAAGUUCCUGAACAAAUCCCAAAUACAUUAAGAGAUUAUACUGUCUUGAAAGUGAAAUACGGACCGAGUCCUUAAGUAUACUACAGUGGUUUUCAUAAUCUCUAGGUUUUUAGCAUUUCUGUUAAACUGCCGACUUUGAAAAUGAAUAUCUUCAUAAACAGAAGAGCUUUUUCCAUCAAAUUUUUUAUACAAUGAGUAGCGUAUAAAAUAAGCCUUUUUAAAUUCUCUAAAUCCACGAAAUGUCUUCAGCAUUAUGGUACCAGUAUGAAUUUGUAUUUAACCAAUAAAUGUUUAUAUUUA
Molecule: messenger RNA, 6852 nt
Organism: Alligator mississippiensis (American alligator)
Lineage: Eukaryota; Metazoa; Chordata; Crocodylia; Alligatoridae
Gene: SH3D19
Product: SH3 domain containing 19
Exons: 20
Coding region: 94-3171 (1025 amino acids)
Molecular function (GO): protein binding
Source: RefSeq, a predicted model, not a curated record